AUGAAGUCCCUCAGCAGAGCCAGUCUUCCCCUUCACCUCCAAACGCCUCUUCGACCCCUGCUAGCUGCACGAUUAUACGCCACUCAGACGGGUCUAGGGACUACAGGACCAUCCUCACAGCCUAGGAGAAAGGCAGUGACAGCAUUCAAUGACGAUGGGAGAGUUGCAUGGGGGGACCUGACAGGCAGGGAGAAGGCUGCAAGGACGGCACAGCAAACAUUCAACUUCAGCUUCAUAAUCAUCGGUGCAGUCUUAACGACAGGCGUAGCAUACGUCCUGUACCACGAUGUCUUUUCUCCAGAUAGUGUGACGAGCCAUUUCAAUAAGGCAGUUGAUCAAGUUAAGAGCGACCCCAGGGCCACGGAGCUGUUGGGAAAUAGCAAGCAAAUCAAGGCAUACGGGGAACCAACGUGGAAUAAAUGGGCACGAGACAGACCGAUAGCAUCAAGCAUUAAAAAGGAUCAACGAGGGGCCGAACACCUGAUUAUGCACUUCAAUGUUGAGGGUCCCUUAAACAAAGGAGUUGUCAAUCUACAUAUGAUCAAAGGCCCCACGGAUAGCGAAUUUGUCUACAAAUAUCUCGCGCUGGAUGUAAAAGGUCACCAGAGGAUUUAUCUCGAAAACGCAGAUGCCUCGGACAGCCCAGCAAAGAGCAAGACAAAAUUCUUUGGGGUCUCUUGGCGAUAG
This is a messenger RNA of Amorphotheca resinae ATCC 22711, 687 nucleotides long. RefSeq lists its product as hypothetical. The coding region runs from base 1 to 687 and encodes 228 amino acids. Gene Ontology annotation, cellular component: TIM23 mitochondrial import inner membrane translocase complex. Lineage: Eukaryota; Fungi; Ascomycota; Leotiomycetes; Helotiales; Amorphothecaceae. The transcript is spliced from 4 exons. The record is from RefSeq and is a predicted model, not a curated record. Gene Ontology annotation, biological process: protein import into mitochondrial matrix.